This is a messenger RNA of Oreochromis aureus, 1286 nucleotides long. RefSeq names its product parapinopsin a (gene parapinopsina). Gene Ontology annotation, molecular function: G protein-coupled receptor activity. The record is from RefSeq and is a predicted model, not a curated record. The transcript is spliced from 5 exons. Gene Ontology annotation, biological process: visual perception; G protein-coupled receptor signaling pathway. Bases 47 to 1090 code for a protein of 347 amino acids. NCBI's taxonomy places the organism in Eukaryota, Metazoa, Chordata, Actinopteri, Cichliformes, Cichlidae. Gene Ontology annotation, cellular component: photoreceptor outer segment; membrane.
UUUUCAUACUGUCACCAGAUUCUUCUCCUGAUCUUCACAGAGCAAAAUGGAGAGUGCUGCCUUCCACAGAAACUCUUCAUCAUCUAACAGCUCAGCCAACACGGAGCUCUUGUCCCGGACUGGUUACACAAUUCUGGCCGUUAUCAUGGGUGUGUUCUCUGUGGCAGGGAUCAUCCUCAAUGUCGUGGUGAUUGUGGUGACGGUGAAGCACAGACAGCUAAGGCAGCCACUCAGCUAUGCCCUGGUUAACCUAGCUGUUUGUGACCUGGGCUGUGCUGUGUUUGGAGGCCUGCCCACCACAGUGACCAGCGCCAUGGGAUACUUCAACCUGGGACGUGUGGGCUGUGUGUUAGAAGCCUUUGCUGUUUCCUUUUUCGGUAUAGCGAGUCUGUGCACAGUUGCAGUCAUUUCUGUUGAACGUUACGUAGUGGUGUGUUAUCCCAUGGGUGCGGUCCUCUUCCAGACCAGGCAUGCAGUUGCUGGAGUGGUACUGUCCUGGGUGUGGUCAUUUGUGUGGAGCACUCCACCUCUGUUUGGGUGGGGAACUUUUGAGUUGGAGGGGGUCAAAACCUCCUGUGCUCCUAAAUGGCAUAGCCGUGAUGUUGGGGACAUGUCCUACAUGAUAAUAUUCUUCUUCCUUUGCUUUGCCUUGCCCUUUUCUGUCGUCAUGGUUUCUUACUCGCGGCUUUUAUGGACUCUCCGCCAGGUGACCAAGCUGCAGGUAUCUGAAACAGGAAGCACAAGUCGUGUAGAGAUGCAGGUGGCGCGCAUGGUAGUGGUGAUGGUGCUGGCCUUCCUAGUCACCUGGCUGCCAUAUGCCGCACUUGCACUUGCUGUCAUGAUAGACUCCAGUCUAUAUGUCGACCCUGUCAUCGCUACCAUUCCUGUGUACUUUGCAAAAAGCAGCACUGUCUACAACCCCAUCAUAUACAUUUUCAUGAACAGACAGUUUCGAGGCUACACUGUUGCUGCGGUUCUGUGUGGAUGGAACCCCUGGUCCUCCGAGCCGCAAACAUCUGAGAACGAGACCACUGUUGCGUCUGUAAUCAAGACCCCCAAGAAAAUUGUGCCUAAAAAAUCUUUGGAAUAGAAAUGUGUAGAAAUUAUUAUUAUUAUCACUCCAGAGGCGCAUCCUGAUUAUCAGAACAAAGUCAAGACAACUUCUGCAAUGUACUGCAAGAUGGUUUUCACAAACGUAAACAAAAUAUCAGAGAGUAAAAAUGAUGCAAUGAGGAAGAAGGUUGCACAAAUCUAUGUAUUAAGGCAUAAAACAUAACAGUAAUAAA